Molecule: messenger RNA, 1775 nt
Organism: Spinacia oleracea (spinach)
Lineage: Eukaryota; Viridiplantae; Streptophyta; Magnoliopsida; Caryophyllales; Amaranthaceae
Product: probable receptor-like protein kinase At1g80640
Exons: 10
Coding region: 224-1588 (454 amino acids)
Biological process (GO): protein phosphorylation
Molecular function (GO): ATP binding; protein kinase activity
Source: RefSeq, a predicted model, not a curated record
AAAAUAAAAUAAAAAUAGCAACUCAUUUUCUAAGUCCUGGUUUUCUAGGAGUGAGAGAGACAGAGAGGAGAGUGAGAGGGAAAGCAAGGAAAAUGUGAAGAUUUACAACUUGCUUCAAAAUCACCAAAAAACAGUGCAAAAUUUUCUAUCAAUUUCUAUUUUCUGUCUUCUUCAUUUAUUGUGAUAAACAACAUUUUCAAAAAAUUUGGAAUUUCUUGAAAAAAUGACAAGAAUGAGGAAAAACAUUUUUAUUUUUAUAAUUUUGUUUCUUUUUCUCCAACAAAAUAAUUUAAACAUUGAAGGCAGAACAAUUUCCCCUGUUUCUGCUCCUCUGUUUUCACCUUCAAUUUCUCCAUCAAUGGCUCAAUCUUCUCCAGGAAUUGAAGUGGGUGGUGAAAAUACAAAAAUGAUUUCAAACACAAGACUGAGAGUAGCCCUAAUUGUUGCUUGUGCUUCAGUUGGUUUUUUUAUGUUAACAUUGUUUUGUUUGUGGAUUUAUCAUAAGAGAAAUUAUGGUAACAAAUCCGGAAAGAAGAAUGCUAGAAAUUCAGAUUUCAUCAGUCGAUUUUCGUUCAAUCAAUCAAAGGGCACCUUGAAUUCUUUGAAAAUGAAUGUCAAAUUAAGAGGGUGUGUCUCUAAUAUGGAGUAUAAGAUGCUAGAGGCUGCCACCGGAAACUUCGACGAAAGCAAUGUCGUAGGUGUGGGUGGUUUUGGAUGUGUAUACAAGGCUAAGCUUGAUGGUAAUUGUUAUGUUGCUGUGAAGAAAAUGGAUGGGGGUAGUCAAGAAGCCGAAAAAGAAUUCCAGAAUGAGAUCUCGUUGUUAAGUAAAAUCCGGCAGCAGAAUAUUAUAACUCUUCUAGGCUAUUGCAUUCAUGGUGAUUCAAGAUUUCUUGUGUAUGAACUUAUGGAAAAUGGAUGCCUAGAAACUCAGUUGCAUGGUGUUUCCCGAGGAUCAGCUUUAACUUGGCAUAUACGAAUGAAAAUCGCUCUUGAUAUUGCAAGAGGAUUAGAAUUUCUACAUGAGCACUGUAACCCUCCAGUCAUUCAUAGAGAUCUUAAAUCAUCUAACAUCCUUCUGGAUUCCGAGUUCAAUGCCAAGCUAUCGGAUUUUGGUUUUGCUAUCACGGAUGGACCUCAUACCAAGAACAACAUCAAGCUCUCGGGUACCUUAGGGUAUGUGGCACCCGAGUAUCUUUUAGAUGGUAAAUUGACUGAUAAAAGUGAUGUUUAUGCAUUUGGAGUGGUGCUUUUGGAGCUUCUCCUUGGGAGAAAGCCGGUGGAAAAACUUUCACCGUCUCAAUGCCAAUCCAUUGUGACAUGGGCAAUGCCGCAAUUGACUGACAGAUCAAAGCUUCCGAACAUUGUGGAUCCCGUGAUCCGUGACACCAUGGAUCCUAAGCAUUUGUACCAAGUGGCUGCUGUGGCUGUGUUAUGCGUGCAACCAGAACCAAGUUAUCGUCCAUUGAUUAUCGACGUUAUGCAUUCACUUGUUCCGCUCGUUCCAGUUGAACUUGGAGGUACUCUAAGAAUAAACCAGCGCACUAAUUCAAGGGCAUCUGCAACAUAUACGGAGCAGCAGACAGCUUAGGAGGUUGGAUAUCUUCUGCAUUUGCAUCGAACACAAUUUUGAACUUGCAUUCGCGUUAUUCACAGCCUAUCUUCCCAUAUCAUCAAGCUUUUCUUUGAAUUUCUCCUUGUAUCUUUUCAUUAAAGUAACCAAGUUUGUAAAUUGAUACACAUAUAAAGUUGAAUCUAUAUCAUCUGUGUACAGGAAA